This is a messenger RNA of Lipotes vexillifer (Yangtze River dolphin), 1899 nucleotides long. RefSeq names its product F-box and WD repeat domain containing 8 (gene FBXW8). Bases 76 to 1875 code for a protein of 599 amino acids. The record is from RefSeq and is a predicted model, not a curated record. The transcript is spliced from 11 exons. Gene Ontology annotation, biological process: cilium assembly; protein ubiquitination. Gene Ontology annotation, cellular component: centriole; Cul7-RING ubiquitin ligase complex; ciliary basal body. Gene Ontology annotation, molecular function: protein binding. NCBI's taxonomy places the organism in Eukaryota, Metazoa, Chordata, Mammalia, Artiodactyla, Lipotidae.
GACACUUCCCGUGGAGGGACCGUCCCGUGGCGCCUGGUGGGCCCGGGGGGACGCGGCGGGCCGGGAGCGGCGGCGAUGGCCGACCACAGUCUGGACGAGUUCCGCCGGCGCUGGCAGGAGGAGCUGGCGCAGGCCCAGGCGCUGAGGAAGCGGCGGCGGCCCGAGGCUGCCGAGCGACGGCCGUGGCGGCCCGAGGUGGUCCCUGGGCGCGGCGAGCAGCAGGCCUCGGGGUACUUGGCGCUGGCCCAGGGCCUUUUGGAGGGCGCGGGGCGGCCCCCGGCGGCGCGGGCGAUCCGGCCCGAGAGGCAGGAGGCGGCGAGCCGUUCCCGCUCCCCUCCGGCCCGCGAGGCUGCCGGCGGCGGGGAGCAGCUGGUGGAUCAGCUCAUCCGGGACCUGAAUGAAAUGGAUGACGUGCCCUUCUUUGAUAUCCAACUGCCUUACGAGUUGGCAAUCAAUAUAUUUCAGUAUCUGGACAGAAAAGAACUAGGAAGGUGUGCACAGGUGAGCAAGACGUGGAAGGUGAUUGCAGAAGAUGAAGUACUCUGGUACCGGCUGUGCCAGCAGGAAGGGCACCUUCCCGAGAGCAGCAUCUCUGAUUAUUCUUGCUGGAAGCUCAUCUUCCAAGAGUGCCGAGCCAACGAACACAUGUUAAGAACCAACUGGAAGAAUCGCAAAGGCGCUGUGAGUGAGCUGGAACACAUUCCUGACGCGGUUUUAUGUGAUGUGCAUUCUCACGAUGGUGUUGUCAUUGCUGGAUAUACAUCAGGGGACGUGAGGGUGUGGGACACCCGCACCUGGGACUACACAGCCCCCUUCCUGGAAUCGGACUACGAGGAGGAUGAGCCUGGAAUGCAGCCAUAUGUCUCCUUUGUGAGGAUAAACAGCUCGCUGGCGGUAGCGGCUUACGAGGAUGGAUUUCUUAAUAUUUGGGACCUAAGGACUGGAAGGUAUCCUAUUCAUCGUUUUGAGCAUGAUGCAAGAAUACAAGCACUAGCCCUCAGCCAGGAAGAUGCAACUGUUGCCACAGCUUCUGCUUUUGAUGUCGUAAUGUUAUGCCCCAAUGAGGAGGGAUAUUGGCAAAUAGCUGCAGAAUUUGAAGUUCAGAAACUGGUUGACUACCUUGAAAUAGUUCCAGAUACUGGAAGGUAUCCUGUGGCCGUAGCCACUGCUGGAGAUCUGGUAUACCUGCUAAAAGCCGAAGACUCUGCCAGAACCCUCCAUUAUGUCUAUGGGCAGCCUGUCACAUGUCUAGAUGUCUCCUCCAACCAGGCUGCUUUUGGUGUGAAGAGUCUGGGAUGGGUGUACGAAGGAAACAAGAUCCUGGUGUAUAGCCUGGAAGCAGAACGCUGCCUUUCGAAGCUGGGCAACGCGCUUGGCGACUUCACCUGCGUCAACCUCCGGGACAGCCCUCCCAAUCUCAUGGUCAGUGGCAACAUGGACAGGAGGGUGAGGAUCCACGACCUCCGCACUGACACGAUCGCCCUGUCCAUCUCUGCCCACCAACUCGGAGUCUCUUCAGUCCAGAUGGACGACUGGAAGAUUGUCAGCGGGGGCGAGGAGGGCCUGGUCUCCGUGUGGGACUAUCGGAUGAACCAGAAGCUGUGGGAGGUGCACUCCAGACACCCCGUGCGGCACAUCUCCUUCAACUGCCACAGCCUCAUCACGGCCCACGUGCCCUACGAGAGGGUGGUGCGCAACGCCGACCUGGACAACUUCGUCACCCACCGCAGACACCGGGGGCUGAUCCAGGCCUACGAGUUUGCAGUGGACCGGCUGGCCUUUCAGAGCACUGUGCCCAUCUGCCGUUCGUCCUGUGACACCAUACCGGGUUACAACUAUGACCUGGCGCUUGCUUUUCCCUGUGACAACAUUUAGAGAAUUGUCUCAUUUGGGAGCUGG